Molecule: messenger RNA, 1011 nt
Organism: Sclerotinia sclerotiorum 1980 UF-70
Lineage: Eukaryota; Fungi; Ascomycota; Leotiomycetes; Helotiales; Sclerotiniaceae
Product: 26S proteasome regulatory subunit
Exons: 3
Coding region: 1-1011 (336 amino acids)
Biological process (GO): protein deubiquitination; proteasome-mediated ubiquitin-dependent protein catabolic process
Cellular component (GO): proteasome regulatory particle, lid subcomplex
Molecular function (GO): proteasome binding; protein binding; metallopeptidase activity
Source: RefSeq, a predicted model, not a curated record
AUGGACAGAUUAAAUCGCAUGUUGGCCAAUGCUGGAGGUAUGGGAGGCAUGAAUUCUGCUGUACCUGGAUCUGAUAACUCAAAUCUGAUCGAUAACUCCGAAACCGUAUAUAUCUCUUCGUUGGCGCUACUGAAGAUGUUGCGACAUGGCAGAGCUGGUGUACCUAUGGAAGUUAUGGGUCUGAUGUUGGGAGAGUUUGUGGAUGAUUUCACAGUUAGAGUUGUGGAUGUAUUUGCGAUGCCGCAAAGUGGUACAGGUGUUAGUGUCGAGGCAGUAGAUCCAGUAUUCCAAACGAAAAUGAUGGAUAUGUUGAGACAGACAGGACGACCCGAAACUGUUGUUGGCUGGUACCAUUCACAUCCAGGUUUUGGUUGUUGGCUAUCAUCUGUAGAUAUUAACACACAACAAUCAUUCGAGCAAUUGACACCUCGAGCUGUUGCCGUUGUUGUUGAUCCUAUUCAAUCCGUUAAGGGAAAAGUCGUUAUUGAUGCUUUCCGUCUAAUCAAUCCACAAUCUCUCAUGCUCGGACAAGAACCUCGCCAAAGUACAUCCAAUUUAGGACAUCUUAACAAACCUUCUAUCCAAGCGCUUAUCCACGGCCUCAACAGACAUUACUACAGCAUAGGAAUCAACUAUCGCAAAACUGCCUUGGAGGAGAAUAUGUUGAUGAAUUUGCAUAAACAUGUAUGGACUGAGGGUCUGCAGAUGGAUGAUUUCCGAGUUGAAGGAACUCGAAACACCGAACGAUUACAGAAACUAGUUGGACUUGCUGAAGGUUAUGAGAAGCGUGUCAAGGAAGAGACCGAAAUGACUAAAGAUCAAUUGAAGACCAGAUACGUUGGAAAGGUUGAUCCGAAGAAACAUUUGGAGGAUGUUGGACAAAAACUUAUUGAAGACAACAUUGUUUCAGUUUCAAGACAGAUGAUUGACAAGGAGGCAUCUGCACCAAAGGAGAAGAGUGGAGCAAAUGGACACGCACCACAGGACAUGGAUGUUGAUGAAGAAUUGUAA